This is a messenger RNA of Scatophagus argus, 2216 nucleotides long. It is a transcript of the gene tpbg, whose product is annotated as trophoblast glycoprotein b. Gene Ontology annotation, cellular component: plasma membrane. The record is from RefSeq and is a predicted model, not a curated record. NCBI's taxonomy places the organism in Eukaryota, Metazoa, Chordata, Actinopteri, Scatophagidae. The transcript has a single exon. The coding region runs from base 483 to 1616 and encodes 377 amino acids. Gene Ontology annotation, biological process: negative regulation of canonical Wnt signaling pathway. Gene Ontology annotation, molecular function: protein binding.
GCUUAGUCUCUCCCUCUAGAAUCAACGUUUGGGAGAGACACAAGCUGGGAGGUACGUACUCAGCGCACGGCAUUCUUUGGGGCACAGGGAGGUUGUCUGUUUCGGAGCCAGUUUCAAGAGCAACUUAUUUUACGAUUUACAUUCCGCAUCGGACUUGCUGAUUUGCCGGGACUGUAUAAUAUAUUGUGUAGUUUUUAUAAGACUGAGGUUUGAAAAACAAACAAAGACGGAAGUUUGCGAUCUUCAUCCACAUAACCAUAAUGCUCAUGGAAAUGUAGACUUAUCCUAAACGAGGAUGGUUUGGAGGUAGUUUUAUGGAGUCUGAGUUGGAUGUGGGAACGGUUUUCGAAAGGAUAAAGGCGGGAAACAUAUUUGAAAAACUUUGCUUUGUUCACCGUGGAAGAACGAGUAGGUGACUGGGUUGGAUUGUUGUAAAGAAAUCUUUACGCACGGUCUGCGCAGACAGAUUUGUUCAGUCCAAGAUGCGCCUGUUGAACACGUCGUGCGGAUGUAACCGCGGAGAAAUCCAAGGAAGCACACACAAGUCUGUGAUGAUGCGUUUGUUUUUCCUCCUCGUGGCCGUAGUGUCCUGUGAAGGCUGUCCGGACAAGUGUUUGUGCAUCCCACAGACGGUGAAAUGCCAAAACCAGGGCUUGGACGCGAUUCCGCAUUCUUUACCGACCAAUACCAAAUUCCUGUUCGUCACAGGAAACAACAUUUCCCGUAUUAGCGAGGACUCAUUUCCAACCCUCCUGGAACAGUUAACAGACCUCUAUCUCAGUGGGAAUGAGAUAGAGUUUGUGGAUGCAAACGCAUUUGACAACUUGCCAAAUCUUGUACGACUGGAUUUGAGUAACAACAAAAUCGAGAAUUUCAGUGAAAGCGCGUUCCCUCAUAAUAACACACUGCAGGUCCUGAACCUAAGCAGAUGCUUUCACAAUCAUUCCACAGUGAACCUGGAGUUCCUGGAGAUUGGAAACCUCCACCAGCUGAGAGUCUUGGACCUGUCCAACAAUGACCUUUUGAUUCUUCCAGGCGACGUGUUCUCCAACCUCCCCAGCCUGGUAAACCUCACCCUGCAGAACAGCUCCAUGAUCUCCAUUCAGAACGGGACGCUGAGGGUGCCACCGCUGCGUGAACUUGACCUGAGGGACAACAGCCUGAGGGAUCUGUCCACCACUGCUAUGGCAGAGUUCAGCCUCAAGCCUGGCCUCCGCAUACAGCUGGCAGGGAACCCGUGGCGCUGUGACUGCUCCAUUGAGGACAUGCUGUUAUGGCUGAAAAACUCCACUCAGAUUGUUGACAUGCAGAACCUAACCUGUGCAGACCCCGAGGACCUGAGUCGACAGCUGCUCCAGCAUGUGUCUCACUCAAAGCUGAAGUGCUCUGGUGACAUGGAGGGUGUGCUGGAGACUUCUUAUGUUUUCCUGGGGCUGGUGUUGGCUCUGAUUGGUGUCAUAUUUCUGCUGGUGCUCUACUUGAACAGAAAAGGCAUCAAGCGGUGGAUGUACAACAUCCGGGAUGCUUGUAGGGACCACAUGGAGGGCUAUCAUUACAGGUACGAGAUAAACUCUGACCCGCGUUUGGCCAAUCUCAGCAUCAAUUCGGAUGUGUGAGAGAGGACGGGACACUGUCUGAGACCCCACAGUGAGAUAUUAGAUGACUUAUACUGUUAACAUUUGCAUGAAAGUCUUCCUCCCCUUUCGCCUUUUCCCCUACAAUGCUACAGAUUUGGCAUCUGUCAUGGCUCCUAAUUAACCCCUCUCACAACCGCCAUUCAGCCACUGCCGCAUGUUCUAUACAGUUACCUGGCAGCUGUGAUGUCAGCCGUGUUUCUGCCAUGCAUGGACAAUGAAUCAUGUCAGUUUUUCUCUUUCUUUUUUGGAUAGUCGCAAAGAGUGAUGUGUUCUGUUUUUACUUUUCCUAAAGUAUAAAUGGAGGAGUAUAUUAACUUUUAAGCGAGAAGAGAUUACAAAACACGUAGGCUACUGCUGGUCAUUGCAUCCCUGUCAUUAUGCCUCUGCUGCAGAUAGAUAUUAUACUGUUUGUUUGAGUGUGUUUUUUUUAAUAUGUGAAUUUGUCAUAUACAGUAUGCCUUUUUUGAAUGAUUAAAGUGCACAUUGCAUAGUUUUUGGAUUUAGUAGGUGGAUGUAAUUGCUCUUGCUUUUUUUCUGUGAAGAUAUUCAACUAAAUAAAAUGCCUCUGGAUUGCUGGUA